ACAUAACUAAUUAUAAUGAUUUACUAUUAACAUUAUCUCUAAAUUUACUUCAAAGUUAAUUAUACAAAUUUAAGCUUAAAACUGACAUUUGAAAUAUUACAUUUAUCCUUACAUCUUUUAAGCAGUAAAUAUAAAACUAACUUAUAAUAAAAUUAUAUCAAAAUCUACUUUUGAUACAGAAAAUGUUGACCAACUACUACAACGUCUCUACUUCUGAAACUGAUGAAGAUAUUUCGUCUGUGUAUAUUUUUAGAAUGUGCAUACAUUUUAUUCUACCAACCAUUGGCAUUUGUGCAAACUUAUCGGCGGUAAUUGUUUUUAUCAACUGCAAACUUCAUCGUGGAUCCUUCACCUAUUUAUUGGUAUUUCAACAAUCCUUGAUCGAUUUGCUAGCAAAUUGUUCCUAUUUAAUAUUUUAUGUUAUUGGAACUAAAAUAUCAAAACUAAACGAUAUUUACUGUAAGUCAUAUACACUCUACUACUUCUUCAUAUUUUCCUCAUCGCUAAAUCUUGUUUUCAUUUCUGUGGAGAGAUACAUCGCAGUAGUGUUUCCGUUUAAGUACAGGAUAAGACGUGACCACAAAAGAAGCAUGUUACUACGGUUGUCUCUUCCAUUCAUAGCUGCAUUUAUGAUAACAUUUCAAUUUGUCUUUAUAAGAGCCAAACAUCAUCAUUACUCCUACUGUACCUUUAAUUACAAAAACAAAAUCAUUGGGAUAUUUUCAGGUAUCUUUAUUUUUUUAAGUAUCGUAUGUUUCAUUUGCGUUAUGAUAUUUUGUUACUAUCGUGUUUACGUCACAUUGACGAAACAAUCUAAAAUUCGAGCAGAAUUGACAAAUCAAUCACAAAAAAACCAUACAAACACUGCAGGUGAAAAUGACCAAAACGUACAGGAUUUUGAGAUGGGCAAUUCACCAAUACAAUCAUAUAAUAUAAACAAGGCUCAACGGAAUUUCAUCGAUACUAUGUUUAUUAAUACACUCAUCUAUAUCGUCUGUAAUUUUCCUAUGGGCGUCUUGUAUCUGGUUCAUACAAUUUGCGAGUGUACUCAUUACAUAUUUUAUUACAUAUUCUUAUUCAUGGUGCUCUUAAACACGGUAGCCAACCCAUUUGUAUACGCCUACAAAUUCGAUGAUUAUCGGAAUGGAUUAUCUAGGACAUUCUGUCGACGGUGUUAAAUAAUAUUUAUAGUUCAUCAUGGACCCCAAAUACCGCCAUCAUCUUUGUCGUUAUCUUUACCGUAAUCGUUCUUAUAUUUGUAUCUCUCUCACUUUUUCAACAGCACCAUCUUUAUUAUUGUCACUUUUAGACACAAAGAGACUAUUUGGAAGUCGGUGUCCAUGCAUUCUUCCUUUCUACAUAGUAGUAGAUUGCGUUGCAAGUAGUAGUUGUUUUUCGAUAAUACAACGAUUAUUAGCAUUUAUUUUGUAAUGAAAUAUAAUAUAGCCAGCAGAAAGAGGCCAAUAUUUUUGUUCUAUUUUCUUUUUGUAUCCCAUUUUUCUAUCCCCCACCAUAGAUUUUCUGUCCUCCACUUUGGUCAAGAACUUCCGUGCUUGUUUCAAGCUUUGUCCAAGCAAAAACCAUAAUUAUAUCAAAUAUGCCCAUAUUAAAAUAUGAAGUCAUAUUAUAUUGAACAUUAAUAAGCGGGUAAUUAAUCGUGUGCCUUAACGCAUGUUACAGCUAAGUUAAACGCUAGCUACAGCUAGGUUAAACGCAAAAGUACUGUUACUCUUAGGCUAUGUUCACACACACACGGCGUAAGGCACGCUUAAGCAUGGCGUAGCGUACGCCUUUGUGUGUGAACUAGG
Molecule: messenger RNA, 1808 nt
Organism: Anneissia japonica
Lineage: Eukaryota; Metazoa; Echinodermata; Crinoidea; Comatulida; Comatulidae
Product: beta-2 adrenergic receptor-like
Exons: 1
Coding region: 183-1178 (331 amino acids)
Biological process (GO): G protein-coupled receptor signaling pathway
Cellular component (GO): membrane
Molecular function (GO): G protein-coupled receptor activity
Source: RefSeq, a predicted model, not a curated record